CUCCAGUCCUUCGCCAAUCUCAUCUCCACGUCACGUCAUGUGAAGUAGCUUGCACUCCAAGUGUCCUCUCCCUUCCGAGGCAGCAGCAGCGGCACAAGCAAAAGGAAAGAAAAAUAAAUGACUGCAAACCCCAUUCAAAAAUGAACUCCUGAGCCGCCCACAGCAGGCCUGCAGCAAAGUCUCGCCCUCGGAUCCCAGCCGGCGCAUGCUAUCGUGUUUGAAACGGUCCUGCGGUACAUCGACACGCGACCCAAAGGGAAGUCUCAUCGCGCCAACCCACGGCUCUUAACCGCCCUCAGACUGCGCCAAUCGCUGCGCUGCUGCGAAGCGCUCGGCCGGGAGCAUCUUCAACACCGAACCCAACACUCCUGCUCCGCCAGACGCCGCCCUGCACAUCGUCUGACAACAAUGGCGAAACAAGCGCCAAUGACGGCCAGGGAGCUCGAAGCACAUCCUGAAUUUCCCUAUGUGACCUGGGACCUCAAGCCCGUCGAGAAAGGCAAACUCGCCGUUGCUGCAAACCGAGGCGGGCCUUUGAACAUCUCUUACGAAGUCCAUGGAGCUGGUCCCCGUAAGCUGGUUGUAUGUUUCUUAAUUUUUUUUUCUUUCUCUUUCCGUUUCUUUUUUUCUCCCUUUUUUUUUAAAAAAAAAAUAUUUUUUUUCCCACCUUUCCUUUGCCCGGCCUUCUCGGCCCCGAACUAUUUCGUCCAGCUUGAUUCAAACCCUCGUCCUGGUCAACUUUGUCCCCGUUGGGGUGUUUUGGCCCUCGGAUUGUGCAGCGGAGGGUCUUGAGUUGGCAGAUAUGUUUCGACCGGAAAGAGAGUCAGACCAGCUGCAAUUCCAAAUCGCGUGGAGUGCUGGCUUUGGAUUUGUAACACAUCACGUCGACGGACCCACGUAUACUGAUCAUGAUGGCAGUUCGUCAUGGGCCUAGGAAGCCUCAAGUCUUCGUGGCAAAGACAAACAAAGGACUUUGGCCAUACUCAGGGUGACAAGUACAGUUGUCUUGUCAUGGACAACCGCGGAAUUGGCGAGUCUGACAAGCCUCUUAUGCGCUACUCCACAUCAGAAAUGGCGAGGGAUGUUCUGGAAGUUAUCGAUCACAUAGGUUGGAAGGAGCAGCGCCAAUUGCACGUGAUUGGUAUAAGUAUGGGAGGCAUGAUAAGUCAAGAGCUUGCCCUUCUGAUACCGGAGCGCAUUGCCAGCCUGUCACUUGUUUCAACCGCCGCCGCCAUCAAAAAUACGGUUGGCUUUGUUGAGAAUCUCAGGAACCGCAUAAAUCUAUUCAUUCCUCGGCCGAUCGACGAACAACUCGCCAUCGUCAAGUACAAUCUGGCGAGCCCCGAGUGGCUGGUCAAACCGGAUGAGCUUGAAUACACGAAGGAGCCGUUUCCUACUAACGGAGAUCGCAUUGCUGCAAGCGAAGUGACAAAGCGAAAGGACACGACAGCCUACACGCGCAAGGGCUUCAUAGCUCAAGCCAUCGCCGCUGGCUGGCAUUACAAGUCGCCCCAGCAGCUCGCAGAACUGGGAGACAAGGUGGGCAGAGAACGGAUCAUGGUUGUGCACGGCGGCAUCGACAGAAUGAUCACCUUUCCCCACGCCGAAGUCCUGCUUCAAGGCCUGGGAGGCACCGAGCGAGGCAUCACCGUGCAUUUCGAGCCUGGUCAAGGCCACAUCAUCCCGAUCGAAAUGAGGCACGAGUUCCGCAAGUGGGUGGAGGAGCUUAUUGACAAGACGGAAAAUUUAUCUUGAAUUCAUCAUGCAGACGUGGAGACGUACUAUUUCGUUGAUGGGGAUUAGACUUUUUUUUUGGUGCCGUCUAGAUCACAAGCAGGCGGUUCGCGCUCAUAGAGGGCAGGCAGAAGCAGAGCAACUGCCGCACAGGGCCGAUCCUGCCACGCGUAAUGUUUAACAUAAGUUUUUUUUUUUAUGGGAAUAGUUGAAGAAGGCGCAUCCCGUAUCAGCGAGGGGAGAGGACGAUACAUGUCUACAUUACGGUUACAUGGGCCUUUGAGGCAGGCUUUCAGUUAGGAGAACACAUAACACACCACCGAAACGUGCGAUUUCUACCGUCACCACCAGACCUUCACCGAGUUUUGCUGGAUCUGCUUUUCGCUCAAUGCGUUGAGGAAGCGACAAGGCUAUUCAUGGCAAAAGGCGUAGGCUGGCUGCUUUGAGCUCUGAGGAUAAAUUGGCGGCGUCGACUGUCCUUAACAAAAG
Messenger RNA from Verruconis gallopava, 2223 nucleotides. RefSeq lists its product as hypothetical. The record is from RefSeq and is a predicted model, not a curated record. The transcript has 3 exons. The coding region runs from base 925 to 1755 and encodes 276 amino acids. Lineage: Eukaryota; Fungi; Ascomycota; Dothideomycetes; Venturiales; Sympoventuriaceae.